Pelecanus crispus (Dalmatian pelican) is the source of this 631-nucleotide messenger RNA. Lineage: Eukaryota; Metazoa; Chordata; Aves; Pelecaniformes; Pelecanidae. The record is from RefSeq and is a predicted model, not a curated record.
CAACGCACAGACCAGCAUCACCUCCCCCUGGUUCUCCACUGCCUUUGGCCUCAUCGGCCUCUGCUCCAACCUCUUCGCCCUCUGUGCCCUGCUCAGCUCCUCCCGCAAGCUCUCCAGCCGGGCCCGCUCCUCCUUCCUCAUCUUCCUCUGCGGGCUGGUGAUUACGGACUUCAUGGGGCUGCUGGUGACAGCCUCGGUCAUCAUCCCCUAUCACUUCAUCAAGUUUCCCUGGGCCAAGGUGGACUCCAACUGCCACCUCUGCAACUUCCUUGGCUUUUCCAUGGUCUUCUUCGGGCAGUGCCCGCUGCUGCUGGGGGCCACCAUGGCUGGCGAGAGGUUUUUCGGCAUCAACCACCCCUUCUCCCGCUCCACCAGCAUCUCCAAGCGCCGCGCCUGCUGCCUCACCCUCCUGCCCGACACCGGCAACAUCAUCUUCUGCCUCCUCUUCGCCCUGCUGGGCAUCUUCUCCGUGCUGCUCUCCUUCAUCUUCAACACAGUCAGCGUGGUGACACUCUGCCGUGUCUACCAUGACCGGGAGUCGGUGCAGCGGCGCCGGGACAGCGAGGUGGAGAUGAUGGUGCAGCUCGUGGGCAUCAUGAUCAUCGCCACCAUCUGCUGGAUGCCCCUCCUG